This is a messenger RNA of Akanthomyces muscarius, 726 nucleotides long. RefSeq lists its product as uncharacterized. Gene Ontology annotation, biological process: spliceosomal complex assembly. Gene Ontology annotation, cellular component: U2 snRNP; nucleus; U2-type prespliceosome. Bases 1 to 726 code for a protein of 241 amino acids. Lineage: Eukaryota; Fungi; Ascomycota; Sordariomycetes; Hypocreales; Cordycipitaceae. The record is from RefSeq and is a predicted model, not a curated record. The transcript has a single exon. Gene Ontology annotation, molecular function: zinc ion binding; nucleic acid binding.
AUGGACUACCAAAAUCGAGCCGGCUCCAAGUUUGGCGGCGGCGGCGUCGCCUCGCACUCGGCCACCAACGCCGACCGCCGCGAGCGCCUGCGCAAGCUCGCCCUCGAGACGAUUGACCUCGACAAGGACCCCUACUUCUUCAAGAACCACGUCGGCACGUUCGAGUGCCGCCUGUGCCUGACGGUGCACCAGAACGACGGCUCCUACCUCGCGCACACGCAGGGCAAGAAGCACCAGACCAACCUCGCGCGGCGCGCCGCCCGCGAGCAGCGCGAGGGCAAGGCCGCCGCCGCCGGCAUCGACCCGGCGACCGGCCUGCCCGCGUCCGUCGCGGCCGGCAUCCACAGCUCGCGGCGCAACAUGGUCAAGAUUGGCCGCCCGGGGUACAAGAUCACCAAGGUGCGCGACCCCAGCUCGCGGCAGCAAGGGCUGCUGUUCCAGCUGCAGUACCCCGAGGCCACGCCCGAGACGAGCCCCAAGUGGCAGGUGAUGAAUGCGUUUACGCAGCGCGUCGAGGACCCGGACAAGAACUACCAGUAUCUGCUCGUCGCGGCGGAGCCGUACGAGACGGUCGGCUUCAAGAUUCCGGCCAGGGAGCUCGACAAGCGCGAGGACAAGCAGUUUUGCUUCUGGGACCCGGACUCGAGGGAGUUUUGGGUCCAGGUCAUGUUCAUGACGGAGAGAGAGGCGCGGUUCAAUGCGGCGCCGGGCCUGGCCUCUAGGUGA